CCCCAUCUCCAACUCAUCUCCACUCCCACCCAUCACACCAUCAAAAUGGUUGCCAUUGCACGAUCCUUCGGCGCCGCCCGUCUGGCCGCCCGCUCCGUCCAGGCUGGCAAGCCCGCCUCCCGCUUCGUCUCGACCCAGGCUCCUGUCCGCCAGAACACCCUCGUCCAGAACAGCGCUUUCCGCAACGCCUUCAAGAACAACUCCGCCCGCAACAUGAUCCAGUCUCGCGGCAUCGUUGCUGAGACCACCGCCGGAGCUAUGGUCGCUGCUGCUAAGCUCCAGGGUGCCGGUCUUGCCACCAUUGGUCUUGCUGGUGCUGGUGUCGGUAUCGGAACGGUGUUCGGUGGCCUCAUCCAGGGUGUCGCCCGCAACCCUUCCCUCAGGGGUCAGCUCUUCCAGUACGCCGUUCUCGGUUUCGCCUUCGCUGAAGCUACUGGUCUCUUCGCCCUCAUGAUGUCCUUCUUGCUCCUCUACGUUGCAUAGAGUGGUGCGCUGCGCUGGGCACUCUGUCUUCUCGGGUCAUCGGUUCGGGUAUCAGGGUGGAAAAUUUUGCAAAUGGGUGUGUGCAUACAAGACAUCUUUUUCCUUAGUUUAGUGGCCGGUCAGAUUGUGUAAAACCCAUGUACUUUAGAUCUACAAUCUGAAGAGCAAGCUGCCGCUUCACUGCUCUUAAUCUGACUCCCG
Molecule: messenger RNA, 684 nt
Organism: Aaosphaeria arxii CBS 175.79
Lineage: Eukaryota; Fungi; Ascomycota; Dothideomycetes; Pleosporales
Exons: 2
Coding region: 46-483 (145 amino acids)
Biological process (GO): proton transmembrane transport; proton motive force-driven ATP synthesis
Molecular function (GO): proton transmembrane transporter activity
Source: RefSeq, a predicted model, not a curated record